AGGUGAGAAUCCGGAGCAGGUGAAGCCUCCCCGCCGAAGCCGGCAUGAAGCGAAGAUGGGCAACGCCCGCCUCUAACCCGCCCCUUGGCAAGCUGCGCUUAAUUAGGAGUAGCCGUGCAGGAAGCCCUUAAGGCUGUGCGCGCAAGUCUGUUGUGGUGUCAACACCAGUCAGCUCAGGCGUCGAGCGCGGAGGAGCAGAGUUUGGUCGGCGUAGUUGCAGCGGCCGCGGGAGGAGAGGCUUCCUCGGGGGCUGGACCCGCGAGCAAACUGCUGAAGCGGCGUUUUCUCUCUCGCUCCUUCCUUCCUCCCCGGUCUGCGGCCAGAAAAAUACGCCUGGCUUCACUUGGAGGAGCGCGAAGGCUCUCGGAUAAGUCGGCGCCCUUUCCUCCUCCCUGUUUCCUUUCUCGGUUCGUCUUCGCCUCUCGGUUCCCUCUGGGACCAGCUGUCUAAUUUACCGCCCUGCCGGAGAGGUGACGCGUUGCAUCCCCCUCCACCCCCAGAAGAGCUCGCUGGAGUUAAACUUGGCUUCUUUGCAAAGGAAAGCUGCUUUUUUAAUUCCAAAAGUAGGAAGACUAAGAUGUCCACUGUAAGUUAUGACCAAGGUUCGGCAGUACAAGCAACUCAGGGAAAUCAACCGACCAGGGAGCCAUUUGUUGAGAUUGAUGAGAUCGAUGAUGGCGAUGCUGAGGAUGAAGAAGAAACAAACACAUGUUUUUAUAUUUUUAAGAAGAAGAUUUCUCCAUACGUGAUGUCUUUUGGAUUUAGAUUAUUUGGUGUUGUGCUUAUUUUUGUGGACAUUCUACUUGUGAUUAUAUCUCUAGUGUUUGGUGAAUCAGUGGAGAUGCUUGAAGGCGCCUCUCUGGCCAUAGCACUGUUCUUCUUUGUAGAUGUUCUCUUACGAGUGUAUAUUGAAGGCUUCAGGAAUUACUUCACAUCCAAGCUAAAUAUUCUGGAUUCUGUCAUUGUUGUAGGCACUCUGUUGAUAAAUAUAAUAUAUAUCGUGUCUGACUUAGAGGGAAUCAGCCAAAUUCCAAGAAUGGUGGUUUUCUUCCGAUUCCUGAGGAUUAUAAUUCUGAUAAGAAUAUUUCGUUUGGCUUCUGAGAAAAGACGACUUGAAAGGGCAUCUCGGAGGAUGGUUUCAGAAAACAAAAGGCGUUAUCGAAAAGAUGGCUUUGAUUUGGACCUUACUUAUAUCACUGCUCGUGUUAUAGCAAUGUCCUUUCCGUCUUCUGGGAAGCAGUCUUUCUACAGGAAUCCUAUCAUGGAAGUUGUCAGGUUCUUGGAUACGAAACAUGAAAACCACUAUAAAGUCUACAAUCUUUGUAGUGAACAGGGCUAUGAUCCACUGUAUUUCCAUUACAGGGUGGAACGGCUGUUCAUUGAUGACCACAAUGUUCCUGCUCUAGAGGAUAUGCUCAAGUUUACUACAAGUGUGAGGGAAUGGAUGAAUCAGGACCUGAAAAACGUCAUAGCAAUACACUGCAAAGGAGGGAAGGGUAGGACUGGAACUAUGGUUUGCACAUGGCUUAUUGACAGCAACCAGUUUGAGAGUGCACAGGAAAGCUUGAAUUACUUUGGUGAGAGGAGAACUGAUAAAAGCACCAGCUCCAAGUUUCAGGGCGUUGAAACACCAUCCCAGAGUAGAUAUGUGGGGUAUUAUGAAAUCUUGAAAAACAAGUACAACUUGAAACUUCCACCAGAGAGACACCUCAGAAUCAAAAGCAUCAAGGUCAUGGCUAUCCAUGGAGUUGGGAAAGGCAAUGGGUCUGAUUUGAGAGUGCAGAUCCUGAUGAGGAAGAAAGUAGUCUUCCAGUGUGUUUGUGCAACCCAAGAGAACUGCAAGUUGUUCUUUGAUGGAGAACAUGACUGUGCAGUAAUUAGUUUGGAAGGCUGCCCUAUCAUUUGCAACGAUGUGAAAGUCCGAUUUGACUCUACUUCCGAUCUUCCAAAAGGCUAUGAUGACUGUGCUUUCUUCUUUUGGUUCAACAGUUCUUUUAUAGAGAACAAUAGACUUUACCUUUCCAGAAGUGAACUGGAUAACCCGCACAAGCCAAAGACAUGGAAGAUUUUCAGGGAGAACUUUGCCGUGGAGUUGAAUUUCACUGAACCGUAACCCUGAGUGAGAAGGGACUGAUUCUUCGUAAGCAUGUGCUGUUGCCAGUGCUCUGAACAUUCCUUCCAUGUUGUAGAGAUGGGAGUACUUUGGAACUGGAUGUUGAUAUAAUCUCUCUCAUUCCCCCCCCACUCAAUUUCAAUAAUGAUUAAAAUAAUUAAUUUGC
Molecule: messenger RNA, 2279 nt
Organism: Heteronotia binoei (common prickly gecko)
Lineage: Eukaryota; Metazoa; Chordata; Lepidosauria; Squamata; Gekkonidae
Product: phosphatidylinositol 3,4,5-trisphosphate 3-phosphatase TPTE2-like
Exons: 19
Coding region: 578-2113 (511 amino acids)
Biological process (GO): monoatomic ion transport; transmembrane transport; protein dephosphorylation
Cellular component (GO): membrane; cytosol
Molecular function (GO): phosphatidylinositol-3,4,5-trisphosphate 3-phosphatase activity; protein tyrosine phosphatase activity; monoatomic ion channel activity
Source: RefSeq, a predicted model, not a curated record